AUGACAACAGCGUGGACCGAUGGCUACCAGACAGAAGUAAAUUACACCUAUGGUUACUACAGAGACUUAAGCCCGAACUACCAAAAGUUUUGCUUAUUACUCAAUGGGGUUGAUUGCCCACCCACCAAUGAACGUCACAAACAUUGUGAACUCGGCUUUGGUCAAGACUUUAACCCUGCUCAUGCUGCCCAUGCCAAUGUCUUGGCUGAACAAAAUCAAGUCCCGCAUCAUUUCUAUGAUGCAAGUUUUGAAGAGUUGCUCAACAAAGACUUACCGAUGUUUGACUCGAUUAGUUUACACGGAAUCUGGAGUUGGAUUAGCCACGAAAACCAACAUAUUAUUUUGCAAUUUAUCCGAAAAUUUUUAAGUCCCAAUGGGAUUGUCUAUAUCAGCUAUAACUGCCUGACCGGUUGGGCUGCCAAUAUGCCAGUCCGCGAGUUAUUUCACAGAUACUUAGGGGAAUUCGAUUUAAUCCAAGAGAUUUAUCAACCACUCGGUGCUUAUUUUAAGCAAUGUGACUAUAAGCCACAGACGAUUGCAGAGCUUGAACAGGCCAUUCCUGAUAUUACCUAUUCAAAGCUACUCAAUGCCUUGGUGAUUUUAUGCCACUUAGGUUUGGCACAACCUUGUCAGGCGGCUUCAAAUCAAGAUAUGGUUGAACAUGCUCAGAAAUUAAAUCGUUAUUUCCUUGAGCAAGCCAGCUAUCAUACCAAUUAUCAAGUAUUGGCCUGUCCACUCACAGGGAUUGGUAUUCCAGCCGAUCAGUUUACCCAACUCUUCUACCGCGCUCACUUUAUCGAUGGUUUAGACUCUGCCGCAGAAUUUGCACAAUAUGUUUGGGAUGUGCUGACUCAAUUAGGCUGGCUGGUAUUGGACCAACAAGGCAACACCGUUUCAGAUCCAAAAACCAGCCUUGAAGUCAUUCAAGAGAAAGCCCAAUUCUUUAUAGAUAAAGCUGAUCCAGAUGAACAAGGCUUAAUUUGCAUAGGUGCAGACUUAGCACCUUCUACAUUAUAUGAAGCUUAUACGCAUGGCUUAUUUCCAUGGUUUUCCGAAGGUGAGCCAAUUUGUUGGUGGUGUCCAGAACCGCGUUGCAUCAUUCGCCCUCAGGAUUAUCAUCCAAGUAAAUCACUACUGCGAAAUAUGAAAAAGUUUGAUUAUAAAAUUACCAUCAAUCAUGCUUUUGAACAGGUCAUUCGUUCUUGUUCGCUCCCACGGAGCUAUGCGGAUGAAACGUGGAUUUCCGAGGAGAUUAUUCACGGUUAUUGCCAACUAUUUGAAGCUGGAUAUGCCUAUAGUGUUGAAGUCUGGGAUCAAGAUAAAAUUGUAGGUGGGCUGUAUGGUGUGACGAUUGGCCAUGGUUGUUUUGGUGAGUCGAUGUUUAGCACUCAAACCGAUGUUUCCAAAAUGGCUUUUUACACACUGAUGUUAUUGGGCCGAGAAAAUAAUUUACCGUGGAUUGACUGUCAGUUGGUCAAUGAUCACUUACUCAGUCUCGGUGCUUGUACACUUUCUCGCCAUGAAUACCUUAAAUCGUUACAAGAUGUAAUAAAACAACCCUCUAUAGAUUGGAAAAGUUAUCAAGAGCGUUCCCUAUUAAACGACUUACAGUACUAUAUUACGCCACCACAUGAUUGCAGUUAUCUUGAAAAUAAAUCUGCACGUAUGGUGUUUCUCGACCCUGUACAUCGUAUUGAUGUUGUCACACUUUCCGAAUUAUCGCGUGUAGGUUUUAGACGCAGUGGUGAUUUUGUUUAUCGCCCUGAAUGCCAUCUUUGCCGCCAAUGCUUAUCUUGUCGGGUGCCAGUGACUGAAUUUAAAAUGAGCAGUGCUCAGAAAAAAGCCUGGAAACGCAAUCAAGAUUUAACCGUUAAAAUUAUUUCGACCCAAGAGGCCACACAAACGCAUUAUCAUCUGUACGAGCGUUAUAUUAUUGAAAGACACGCCGAUGGUGAUAUGUUCCCACCCAGUUAUGACCAAUUUGAAAAAUUCCUGAUUCACAGUUGUACCAACAGUUUUUUCCUUGAACUGUGGAAAGAUGAUCGUUUAAUUAGUGUCUCUACCUGUGAUCAAUUGGACGAUGGCGUUUCUGCGGUGUAUACCUUCUUUGAUCCAAAUGAAAGUAAGCGUUCACUGGGGGUUUUUGCGAUUCUCAAACAAAUUGAAUAUGUAAAAUCGUUGAAUCUAGAUUUUGUUUACCUCGGGUAUUGGGUUCCACAUGCUGAGAAAAUGAAUUACAAAUCUCAAUAUGCACCAUUUGAAUUAUUAUUAGAUGGACAAUGGCGACGGAUCAAUCGUCACUUGGAAGCCAAAGAAAUUCAAGAGUUAGGCGAUAUGUUGAUGACUACCCUGCCCUCAGAAUGGAAUGAGCCGAUUAUCAAAUAA
Molecule: messenger RNA, 2385 nt
Organism: Oppiella nova
Lineage: Eukaryota; Metazoa; Arthropoda; Arachnida; Sarcoptiformes; Oppiidae
Source: the annotation of a GenBank genome assembly